Molecule: messenger RNA, 1423 nt
Organism: Oncorhynchus nerka (sockeye salmon)
Lineage: Eukaryota; Metazoa; Chordata; Actinopteri; Salmoniformes; Salmonidae
Product: zinc finger protein 239-like
Exons: 2
Coding region: 314-1423 (369 amino acids)
Biological process (GO): regulation of transcription by RNA polymerase II
Molecular function (GO): RNA polymerase II cis-regulatory region sequence-specific DNA binding; DNA-binding transcription factor activity
Source: RefSeq, a predicted model, not a curated record
GACAUUGUUUUCCAUAAUGUUGUUUUUGUUCAACUGUGUUACCUACUCCAGUUAGCAGGUGGCGAUGAGAGUCUUUCAGGUGACGCUUAUUGCGUGACGUAUAAUGUAGUGGACGGGAUGCUUUUUCUUCAACAACACUUCAGCCACCUCCGUAGAGUGCUAGCCAAAAUAAAACCACAACAUUGAAGCUCUUUGGGACAUUUUUGUUCAGAUUAACCUCAGUGUUUUAAACACACUGUCUGCGUAUUUACUAGUUACUCUAUUUAAUUGACUAGUUACGUUAUUAGCUCUCUAGCUAAGUAACACUCGGCUAAUGCUAACUAGCUUGCUAACAUCCUCGACCAUGAGCUCACUAAGCUUCUCCCUCCCUGCUAAAGAAGAGGUCUGCUGGACGGAGAAAGAUGUUCUCGUGAAAGAAGAGAAGGAAGAGGAGGCUGUUACAGUGAAAGAGGAGAAGGAAGAGGAGGCUGUUACAGUGAAAGAGGAGAAGGAAGGGGAGGCUGUUACAGUGAAAGAGGAGAAGGAAGGGGAGGCUGUUACAGUUAAACAAGAGGUAGAGGGUGAGGCUGUUACAGUGAAAGAAGAGGAAGAAUCUUUAAGAGUGAAAGAGGAGGAUGCAGUUUUUGGAAUGAAGGAGGAGGAGAUUACUGUCACGUUGGAGGAGACUGGAGAUCUGAUUAACACCAGAGAAAGACCAGACUCAGAGGAACCAGAGACGUCCAAACCAGCAAGACGACACCACUGCUCCCUCUGUGGAAAGGGUUUUAACCAGUUAAGGGACCUGAAACGACAUGAACGAAUACACACAGGGGAGAAGCCUUUCCAAUGCUCCCAGUGUGGAAAAAGUUUUUCCUUGUUAGCGAGCCUGACAAGACAUGAGAGGACACACACAGGAAAUAAGCCUCAUCACUGCUCUCAAUGUGGAAAGAUGUUUAUUCAGUUAGGGAACUUAAAAAUACAUGAGAGAAUACACACAGGGGAAAAACCUCAUCACUGCCCCCAGUGUGGAAAGAGCUUUCACCGGAAAGAAUACCUGAAAGAGCAUGAGAGCAUACACACAGGAGAGAAGCGAGAUAAACCUUUCCAAUGCUCCCAGUGUGGAAAGAGUUUUUCCUUGUUAGCGAGCCUGAAAAGACAUGAGAGGACACACACAGGAGAGAAGCCUCAUCACUGCCCCCAGUGUGGAAAGAGUUUUAACCUUAAAGAAUACCUGAAAGUGCAUGAGAGAAUACACACAGGGGAGAAGCCCUACCACUGCUCCCAAUGUGAAAAGAGUUUUGCUUGGUUAGGGUAUCUGAGAAGACAUGAGAGGACGCACACAGGAGAGAAGCCUCAUCAUUGCUCCCGGUGUGGAAAGAGUUUUACCCAGUUAGGUCACAUGAGAAGACAUGAAGAAUACACAGGAGAUAAGGAUGUAGGCUGA